Messenger RNA from Glarea lozoyensis ATCC 20868, 1632 nucleotides. RefSeq names its product GroES-like protein. NCBI's taxonomy places the organism in Eukaryota, Fungi, Ascomycota, Leotiomycetes, Helotiales, Helotiaceae. Gene Ontology annotation, cellular component: cytoplasm. Gene Ontology annotation, molecular function: zinc ion binding; (R,R)-butanediol dehydrogenase activity. Gene Ontology annotation, biological process: butanediol biosynthetic process. The transcript is spliced from 5 exons. The record is from RefSeq and is a predicted model, not a curated record. Bases 1 to 1632 code for a protein of 543 amino acids.
AUGCGAGCAGCUAGAUACCACGGUAUUGGAGAUAUCCGAGUAGAGGAGAUUGAGGAGCCUACAUGCGGUGAGGGACAGGUCAAGGUUAAGCCUGCAUUCGUAGGAAUCUGCGGAACUGAUCUUCACGAAUACCUUGGUGGCCCGAAUUUCGCCCCCGAAACCCCUCAUCCUGUAACUGGCGAGACAAUUCCCAUCACUUUUGGACAUGAGUUCUCGGGGACUGUCUUGGAAGUCGGCAAGGGCGUCACAAACUUCAAGCCUGGUCAACAUGUAUCAAUACAACCUACAAUCUACGAUGGAACCUGUAACGCGUGCCAUUUAGGUCUGCAGAAUGUCUGUUAUCAUGGAGGAUUCGUUGGUCUGUCUGGUUGGGGCGGUGGGUUGAGCGACGCAUGUGUGAUCCCGGCCGAUUAUGUGCUUCCUCUUCCAGACAACGUCCCACUUGAUAUCGCAGCUCUGGUAGAACCGUUGGCGGUUGGAUGGCACGCUGUUUCGAGAAGUCCACUGAAAAAGGGUUCGACUAUCUUGAUUUUGGGAGGGGGACCAAUUGGGAUCGCUGUCAUUAAUGCCCUAAAAGCUCAAGGUUGCGGCAAGAUCAUCGUCUCGGAAAUCUCAUCCUCGCGUCAGAAAUUUUGCUCGCACUUUGGUGCAGACGUCAUAUUGAAUCCGACCAAAGACGAUGUAAUUAAGCGAGUCAAAGAGGAAACAGGCGGAGAUGGCGUCGACAUUGUGUUCGACUGUGCCGGCGUAGCUGUGGGCUUGACGGCCGCUUGCAAAUGCAUCAAAGUCAGAGGCACAGUGGUCAAUGUGGCUAUUUGGGAAAAGGCCGUACCGUUCCAACCAAACGAUUUAGUAUUCAAGGAGGGCAGCUAUGUGGCUUGUCUAGGACACGCGAAACAGGAUUUUAAAGACGUUAUUGAAGCCCUAGGUAAUGGGUCGAUGAAACCGGGCGACAUGAUCACAGCAAAAAUCGCACUCGAGCAUGUGGUAGACCAGGGGUUCAAGCAGCUGAUUGACAAUAAGGAAGCUCAUAAAGUAAACAAGACAUUUGUCCUGCUCCUUGACUAUGAAUAUGACACAAACCCGGAACAUCAAAUCUGGAGCAUCAUAACCUCAAAAGACGCCUCUCUCGCUAAGGCCACCCCUCCAACGCUCCCACCACUCAAGGAGCUCAACAGCGACUUUGAAGGUUGGAGUCUCGAUCAGCUUUAUGACUUCAUGUCUGAAAAUGAGGAAGUUCUCGGAAAGGCGGGAUUUGAUGUCAGCUCAUGGGCUAUGCUUGACGACGAAGCCUUGGAAAAUGACACCGUCUUGCUAGUAGAGCAUAAUUUCGAGUUGGAUGAAGAUGAAGAGGAUGAGGAGGAGAGGGAGGCGAGAUUAAUGGGUAAUGUGAAGUAUAAAGCUGUCAGAGCACCAGCAGAGGAGGCACAUACUGUUUUCGUGAAUCUCCAAAUCGCAAACAUGGGCUUCGAGGACUUUGUGAAUGAGGAAGCCGGUCAUGUAAAUGGCGUGUGGCAGUAUAUCUCAUGUGGCGGGGAAUCGAACGAGGGGGUAUACAGCAUGGCAAAUGACGCUACUAAAGAGCAGGACGAAGCUAUUAAGAAGGGACAAGAGGAAGGAUGGUUGGAGUAG